Suillus subaureus is the source of this 2414-nucleotide messenger RNA. RefSeq lists its product as uncharacterized. The transcript is spliced from 13 exons. Gene Ontology annotation, molecular function: ATP binding; protein serine/threonine kinase activity. Lineage: Eukaryota; Fungi; Basidiomycota; Agaricomycetes; Boletales; Suillaceae. The record is from RefSeq and is a predicted model, not a curated record. Gene Ontology annotation, biological process: protein phosphorylation. Bases 222 to 2414 code for a protein of 730 amino acids.
CUUUGAACACCGUGAUUGAUGAUUGACUCCGGAUCCAAUGAUUUGACGUGCACUUCAAUGGAACAUUGCAAUGCUUCAAUUCAUUGGCUGAUCUGCAAGUGCCAACUGGCAGUAUAUAGAGCCAGAAAAAUGAUGUUCCAUCAUCCCCGAGUCCAAGGCUCUGCUGCUCCAAAGUCUUUUCCACUGCUCCAAAGUCUUUUCUGCUGCUCCGAAGUCUUAACAUGGACUUCACCCCAGUCAAUGAAUAUGGUCCAAGGUUGUGUCAACGUUGUAAUGUCCAAUUUGACGUGUCAGUGACUUUUGAAUAUAUUCACAGCAAGGAUGGUUCAGGUCGAGCAUGCUGUCCUCCCUGUGCAAAACAUUAUAUUGAUCGCAAAGCUGCGGAGCUGGCGCAAAACAAUGCUGUGCAUGGUAUGGGUAAUAACCAGCACUCAGGCAUAGAUUUUACAAGCAUGGGAGCAUCAAGGGAGGCCCUCGUUAAAGCUACAUCAGCGGCACAACGGGGCGAACGAUUGUUCCCAAGCCAGCACUUCAGUUCUGGGUCACCACAGAUGCCCGGCAAUCCAGGACAAAUGCUUCCACCUCCUGCUCUGGUUUCGUCCUAUAACUCACUAUGUCAUUCAAAUGGCUAUACAGCCAACCAUCAAUUCCACCACCAACACUGUAGCAAGAUGCUUCGUGCAGCAUCAUCCAGUCAAGGCAAGUCAAGCACUUUGCUCGUUGGGAACAUUGAACGAGACAUGCGUGUAUCGUUGUCUACCACACAAACAGAACUUCGCUUGGAUAUAAUCCGGCAUCUCCAGUCACCAUGGACAGAAUGGUCACGCAAACAUUCUCUCACCCUUGAGAGUCUCGAGAUGCAUAAAUCACCCAUGAUGCUUCUCUUUGACCCGAGGCAGCCAUUGUAUGAUCCUGACGCAGUGGUACUUCAUGAUUUCUUCCUUCGCUCUACAACCAAAGAUUUGGUCCCAAAAUUCUAUGCCAGCACAAAGGUUGCUAUUCUUCUCAUUAUGACACACGCACAGUAUGAAAGUGUCCAACUCUGGAGGGAGCAAAUUGAUGAGUUGCGCCAUGAUGAUGCCACUGAGAUGAAGGACAUACAGACAAAUUUGCACACAUCACCACCUGUCUAUGCAACUGAUGAGGCAAGCAACACUACGCACUCUGAGUUACCAAGUCGACACCCGAAGAAGCCACGCAGCCCCAGUCACACUACCAGUAGCCCGACUAGCAGCCAAGCCCACAAACGUGUUAAGGAGAAUGAUCAUAGUACUACUUACCAAACGCAGGGCAUUGAGACUAACGACUCGGAGCAGGAUCCAGAACAGUCUACCACCUCUCAAUCUCUGUUGUCGAUGUCGAUGUCGAUGUCGGCAGUAGAGACGCAUCUCCCCAGUCGCAUCAGUAGCCUGUUACCUGCAACUCCACGGCUUUUCCUACCCAGUCAACAACAACUCGAGGCUGCCACGAAAGCUCAGGGAAGCAUCCGAAAACAAGCUUCAGCCGUUUGCAAGUACAACUCGAACACGUUCCGAGUGUACCAAAUUCGCUCCGUCAAGUUUCAAGACAUCAUCACAACUCCACUCAACGUCACGUCCUCCCCUUUCGACCUUGUCUCAAUCUCCAUAGACUCCGAUGCAAAGUCAAUGAUAGGUACUGCCGGAAGCUUCAAAACAUGCCAUCCGGCUCUUUUGCAUACUACUUCAUUGAGCGCUACACCUGGGCCAUCAACUUCGCAAUCUUCCAUUUUCACAGCAACGCACGUCGUAGCCAAGCGUGUCUUUUUCCGAAAACGUGACGGGAACUCCAAGCGUCAAAGGUUUUCCAAAGAAGAUGAACUUGGGAGGACGCUCGAUGAGGCCAACUGCCUAUACUGGGCUACCUGUUUGAUGUCUCUCGUCUACAUUUUUGUUGACGAAAUGCUUCAGACGCAGACUGUAAAGCAGACUGUUGCAAACGAGAUCCCUCGCCUCCGACUCGUCUAUGCUGCAGUUGCUAUCCCCGAAGACGUUUCGGACCGCGCUGGAGCAGCAUACCUAUUAGAAGAAAGAAUUGAGGGCAAGUUUAUCAAGUAUAUUAACAACAAUUCUGCUGCUCCUGCUCAUCAUCUACGGGGCAAAGAGGAAAAAAUAGGGUUGUUUCUAUGCUUUGCCCAGCACGUGCAAUAUCAGCUCACAAAUGAAGUCGUGUAUCUGUCUGAUUUCCAAGGUUCUGGGGACCUCCUCACUGACUGUCAAGUUAUGACAGGACCUGACUACAUGACUAACUUCGGUGAAGGAAAUUACACCGAGGCAUUUCGCACAUUCAAAACAACUCAUAAAUGCAACGUCUUUUGUCGAGCAUUUGGUUUGCAGCCCUUCAUCAUAGCUGAGCAAGGCUCUGUAUAUACCACUAUUUUGAAUGUGUAUCCUUAA